Molecule: messenger RNA, 2675 nt
Organism: Halteromyces radiatus
Lineage: Eukaryota; Fungi; Mucoromycota; Mucoromycetes; Mucorales; Cunninghamellaceae
Product: SPX domain-containing protein
Exons: 5
Coding region: 172-2610 (812 amino acids)
Biological process (GO): polyphosphate metabolic process; phosphate ion transport; monoatomic anion transmembrane transport
Cellular component (GO): membrane
Molecular function (GO): phosphate transmembrane transporter activity
Source: RefSeq, a predicted model, not a curated record
UUUUUUUUUUUUUUUCUUUCUUCCUUUCUUUAUUUCUUUUCUUUCCUUUCCUUCUCACCUUUUCCGUUUACUUUAUUAUAUUAUUAUUGUUAUUAUUAUCGUCUUUAUUAUCUUAUUCUCAUUCUAUAUAUAUAUAUUCUCUUCUCUCAUCGUGUCCUUUAAAGAAAGAACAUGAAAUUCUCCCAUCAGAUUCAAUUCAAUGCUGUACCAGACUGGGCCGAAUACUAUUUACCUUAUUCUAAUUUGAAGAAGCUAAUUUAUAUUAUUGAAAAAGAUCAAAUUGCUUCUCAACAACAUGGUCAAGGUGAUUUGGAAUAUGGUCCUAGUGAACGUACUGCUCUUAUAGACAGUACUUUUGAAGUUGAUAGUAGUGAAGCUAUUGAAAAAGUCAACCGUCGUUUUAUAGAUGCUUUGAACAAGGCUUUGGACAAGAUUGUCAAGUUUUAUGCCAAGAAAGAAACAGAACUCUAUGACGAAAUGGAUCAUUUACUUUUUGAUUAUGAACAUUUGGAUCAACAACCUCCUAGUCCUACUACUUUGACUUCUCGACAUGAAGGUAUGACCGGUUCUCAUUCUGAAGAAUUUCCUCGUCGUGAAUCUUUGGUGGAUGUUGAAUCCUAUACAUUACCACCUGCUAUUUUAUCUCAAAACACUAGUGAUAUGGAUUUCGAACACGACAAUGAAAAUAGACCACCAGAAGAAGAUACAAGAUAUCGCCGUCUCAGUGACAAUAACAAGGGAACCGGGAAAUCAUGGCAUGGUAUGGAACUUAAGAAACGUACAGUGGACCUCUUUGUCUUAUUAUCUGAAUUGAAAUCAUUUGUGGCUCUAAAUAUGACGGCAUUUUCCAAGAUUCUCAAAAAAUAUGACAAGAUCACUAACAACAACCUGAAACGAUAUUAUCUCUCUACCUAUGUGAAUCAAGCUUAUCCAUUCCAGUCAGCUGCAAAAUCCAGACUCAAUGAACGUAUUCAAGAAACAGAACGGGGAUAUGCUUUCUUGGUUACUGAAGAUAACAAUCUCGAUCUUGCUAUUGAUGAACUUAAAACUCAUCUUAGGGAACAUAUUGUAUGGGAACGAAAUACCGUAUGGCGGGAUAUGGUCGGUCAAGAACGCAAAACACAAAGUGUGGGAAUCAGUGAAAUCAAACCUACUGUAUUACGAACGCCUUGGGGUCGCUAUAUUAUUGAUCGUGAUCAAUUAAUACAUAUUUUCUUUUUGGUUGCUUCCUUGAUCGUAUUUGCUGGAUUACUCUCUGCGGAUAUCUUUGGUCAUGUGGAACAAAACCGAUGUUUUGCCAUCUUAGUGUUUGCAAGUAUGUUAUGGGCUGGCGAGGUGAUGCCAUUGUUUGUUACAGCGUUAUUAGUGCCCCUGUUGAUUGUGACAUUAAGAGUGAUGCGGUCUGAUGAUGGUCAAUAUACACGCUUGGAUGCUCCAGCUGCGACAAAACGUGUCUUUGCUGCCAUGUUUUCUCCUGUUAUUAUGUUGUUAUUAGGUGGAUUCGCUAUUGCUGGUGCUUUGAGCAAGUUUGGUAUUGCAAAAUCAUUGGCAACAUUUGUCUUAUCCAAGGCGGGAACUCGACCAAAUCGUGUGUUGUUAGUGAAUAUGUUGGUAGCUACGGUAGCAAGUAUGUGGAUUAGUAAUGUGGCAGCUCCUGUUCUAUGCUUUUCUUUGAUUCAACCUAUUUUACGUACAUUACCAGUGGAUUCACGAUUUGCACCAUGCUUGAUCAUUGGUAUUGCUUUAGCUUCAAAUCUUGGUGGAAUGGCAUCACCUAUCUCAUCACCACAAAACAUUAUUGCUAUUCAAAAUAUGUCACCAGCACCAUCUUGGGGUGAAUGGUUUAUCGUAUCUAUUCCUUUAUGUUUGGUUGGCAACGGAAUUAUUUGGUUAUGGCUAUUAUGGAAUUACACACCGGAAAAGCAAAUUACUCAUAUCCAUCCGAUCAGGGCGUCUUCAUCUACCGAAAUCAUCAGCUGGACACAAAUGUAUGUAGGUUUGGUGACAUUGGUGACGAUCAUCAUGUGGUGUUUGGCACAUUCAUACGAAGAUAUUUUUGGUGAUAUGGGAGUGAUUGCGAUUAUACCCGUGAUUGCCUUCUUUGGUACUGGUUUACUGACAAAGGAUGAUUUCAACAACUUUUUAUGGAACGUGAUCAUGUUAGCCAUGGGAGGCAUUGCUCUUGGAAAGGCAGUGGAAAGCUCCGGAUUAUUACAUACCAUUGCCCAACAUAUUGAACAAGCUGUGACAGGAUUCUCUGCAUUCCAAGUAUUGGCAGUCUUUAGUUUCUUGGUCUUAAUUAUUGCCACUUUUAUCAGUCAUACCGUGGCUGCUUUGAUUGUUUUACCUAUUGUGGCCGAAGUGGGUACUCGUUUAGAUCAUCCUGAACCUAGAAUGUUGGUCAUGGGUACUGCAUUUGUAUGUAGUUGUGCGAUGGGUUUACCAGUAUCGGGCUUCCCCAACAUGAAUGCAAUUGCACAAGAAAACGAACUAGGUAAAUCUUAUCUCUCAACCAAGGACUUUUUGCGCAAUGGUGUUCCUGGAAGUAUUUAUGCAACUGUAUGUGUCACCACCCUAGGUUAUAUACUGAUGAAAAUAAUAGGAUUUUAGAUAUUGUCUUCCUUUUUCAUCAUCAUCAUCAUCUUCAUCAUCAUCUUCAUCAUCAUCUUUAUCAU